Messenger RNA from Cynoglossus semilaevis (tongue sole), 4383 nucleotides. Its product is annotated as Y+L amino acid transporter 2. The transcript is spliced from 13 exons. Gene Ontology annotation, molecular function: L-amino acid transmembrane transporter activity; basic amino acid transmembrane transporter activity. The coding region runs from base 409 to 1881 and encodes 490 amino acids. Gene Ontology annotation, biological process: amino acid transmembrane transport. The record is from RefSeq and is a predicted model, not a curated record. Lineage: Eukaryota; Metazoa; Chordata; Actinopteri; Pleuronectiformes; Cynoglossidae. Gene Ontology annotation, cellular component: membrane.
CGUCCGCUCCGUUGAGUAGUACGUGCCGUGUCUACUUUACCGUUUAGUGACUCGUGUCGUGUGCGUGUGUCGCAAUAUCAGAGUUCAAUUCAAUUGAAACACACGAGAUUUAGGCAACAAUCAAAAGAUUUGACAUUGUGAUGAACCUUUUCCUCCGACUGUUCGAGAGGUGGUUGACUUGGGGAUGAGGAGGAGCUUGAGUUAACGACGAGCUGGCAAAGUUAAGGCAGAUCUUUUAUUACAUGAGACAGAAGACGCUGAUUUUGGCGCUUUCUUGUGGGGAAAUUGACAAGGAGGCAGCAUAAAGUGUCAGUUCAACGGUCGGAGGCGAGUGUUCCUGUUAUUUCGUUGGUCUGGGCUGGACAAACAACGUGUAAGGAAAGUCGAGCGUGCAGGCUGUAGUUCAGGAUGGUUGUUGAGGGAGAUACCACCUCUCAGUCCAGCGGUGUGAGGCUAAAACAGGAGAUCUCCCUCCUCCAUGGCGUCUGUCUCAUCGUGGGGAACAUGAUUGGCUCUGGCAUCUUUGUCUCACCUAAGGGUGUUCUCAUGUAUACAGGUUCAUUUGGCUUGUCUCUGGUGGUGUGGGCCAUUGGGGGAGUAUUCUCUGUUUUUGGAGCCUUGUGUUAUGCAGAGCUGGGAACCACCAUCCAUAAAUCUGGUGCAUCUUAUGCCUACAUUCUGGAGGCCUUUGGUAGAUUUUUAGCAUUUAUACGAUUGUGGACGUCCUUGUUAAUAGUAGAACCAGCCUGUCAGGCAGUGAUAGCCUUGACUUUCUCCAACUAUCUAGUCCAGCCCUUCUACCCUUCCUGUUCAGCCCCUUAUGUUGCCGUCCGCCUCAUUGCUGCUGCUAUCAUAUGUUUGUUGACUGCUGUGAACUGCAUGAAGGUGAAGUGGGGAGCUAUACUGCAGGUCAUCUCCACUGUAGCUAAGGUUCUCGCUCUGAUCAUUAUCAUCAUCGCCGGCCUUGUCAAACUGGGACAAGGUUUUGACCAGAACUUUGAGAACUCGUUUAAAGGCUCCAAGCUGAACCCUGGUGACUUGGCCUUGGCUCUUUACUCAGCACUUUACUCCUACUCUGGGUGGGACACACUCAACUUCAUCACAGAGGAAAUCAAGAACCCAAAGAGGAACCUGCCUUUGUCCAUCGCCAUCUCAAUGCCAAUUGUCACAGUGAUCUACAUCUUGACCAACGUGGCCUAUUAUGUUGUAAUGGACGCAGACAAAGUGCUCAGCAGUGAGGCUGUUGCUGUGACGUUUGCUGAUGAGGUGCUGGGCUGGGCCCGCUGGCUGAUCCCUCUGGCUGUGGCUAUAUCCUGCUACGGGGGCCUCAACUCCUCCAUCAUUGCUGCCUCCAGAUUGUUCUUUGUUGGAUCUAGAGAGGGCCAAUUACCCAGUGUUCUUUGUAUGAUCCACAUCAGUUGUUUCACUCCAAUUCCUGCCCUACUUUUUAAUGGUGCCAUGUCACUGUUGUUUCUGUCGGUGCCUGAUGUGUUCCAGUUGAUCAACUACUUCAGUUUUAAUUAUUGGUUGUUUAUUGGCCUCUCUAUAGCUAGUCUGAUCUACCUGCGUGUCAAAGCUCCAGAUCUGCACCGACCUGUCAAGCUCUCACUCUUCUUCCCCAUCGUCUACUGCAUAUGCAGUGUGUUCCUGGUUGUGGUGCCACUGUACAGCGACACCAUCAACUCCCUGGUAGGAAUCGCUGUGGCGCUGUCUGGCGCACCAGUAUACUACUUCUGCCUCCACCUGCCAUCCACCUCCAGACCUGCCUUCUUAAGGAAAAUACUAAAUAAGGUUUCCCUCACCACGCAGAAACUGUGUCUUUGUUGCGUGGCCUCGCCGGACAUCGAUCUGGACAACAUUGACACAGAGAAAGUCAAAUGAAAGAGGGUCUGGACAGAGGGAAGAAAGACACAGGACUGAGAGAAGCUGCAGACAAUCAGCAUUUGGACUAGAUGAGACUGGGUGCGUUUUUUUUUUUUGUUUGUUUUUGUUUUUAAUGAUAUGGACGGUGGAACAGACCUCUGCUCCUUUCACAAAUGAGCCACAUGUCUGAUGUAUUUUAUACCUGACAAGCCUCCAGAUUGAAGCACUACACAGGUUUUACUGCACAGCCACACAGCAGCACAGUGUGCAGUGAGGUCUGUGCUGUUCACGUCACAUGCAGUAACAGGACCAAAGACCUGUCGAUCACUUUCCUUCCAAGCACAAAAUGACAAUUUGGUUUCAUAGAUUGUUGCUCCACCCAACGCUCACAUUUCUCACCACCCCACUGAAGAAUUCACAGAUGAGACUAACGUCUGACUAGACAUAUCUAGAUGCCUCCGUUGACCUUGUCGAUCUAUUUUCUCCUCCUUGUUCUCGUGCAUGUUUUGUACUGAGCGUCCAAUUGGUUUUUCCUCUGUACCGAGUUUCAUUAACCAGCAAAUUAUCCCAUGAUCUAUGGUAAAAGCCAAAAAAGGGCACUUCCCCCCCAUGGUCUCGAAUGGUGGCAUCGACAUAAGUCUGUGUGACCAGAUCUAAUGUUAAAUGUGCCCUAAAAUCAAGUCCUCUGUUGCUGGAGUUGAAUAUUUAAUUUGUCUCAGUUUGAACGAUUGAUCAUGAUGUGCAGACAAGACAAGACGACUUUAACUCCCCUCCAUCCUCAUCAACUGUAAUACCUCUGAGUCCCAUCGACUCCAAACUGCUUUCUUCCCUCCAACUCACUGUAGCUGUCUUGUUAUUGAUGCUGCUGUGCCUCGCAGGAGGAACAUGUCGCUCACUAUUGUUCACUUCCAACUGCAGGGGACACUUGACCAGAAACACUGAAAUGGUCACUGACCACAAAACACACUCUAUUUAAAUGACUGUAUUUAACCAGAAGGAUUUUUCCAACUGUUGUGCGUAGUUGCGUAGAUGGAUGUUGUGACUUUUACUCUAAGACCAGUCAGCUGCUGCUGAAGUGCUUUGUUGUGAAGGGGUUUAAUUCUACAUUGGCAGAAACGACGUCCUGUGUUUGCACACACCAGAGACAUGUGAGACGACUUAUUAUUUACCAAAGCAUGGUUAGACUCAGUGGCCACCUGCGACAUUUUUUGGGCUGAUUAGAAAAUGUUGCAGUUUCUAAUCCAGUAGUCGGCUUUGCUGCGCCUUUAUUUCAUUUCCAAAGAAACUGACGUAGAGCCAGCUCCCAGCAGUAAUGAAUAAUAACACAAAUAGCUGCUGUUCACUGAGUUGAUCGCUAUGUUUACAUUCGCUGCAUCCAUUAUUUUCUUGGACCAUCAGAGUAAUGACAAUCUGCUGAAUCACACACAAAAAAUACAUUUGUUUCUGCUGAGCAAGCAGCUGGACAUGGGUGUCUCCCCCUGCUGACCAGCUGUAAUUCUGCACCUUCACAACCUUUUCCAGGUGUCUUCAUAAGUGAAUUUUGGGAGAUAAUCUUUUUUUUACAUACUUAAGUCUAUGCAACAUGUUUUCUCAGCUGUAUCUGAUUUUUGCCGCCACCUAGUGGCGACAUUUUGUCGAAACUUUUUGUCUGCUUGUGUUACUACAUUCUUUAUUUUUCUUAUAUUUCUUAAGUUUCCUAGACUAAAAUCAAAUGAUUCGAGUCAUCUGUCUGUCCAUUUUCGUUCUUUGUUUUAUUUUUUGGUAAUUGAUGCAAACCUCAGGAUCAAAUAAGUUGCUUGUUUUUUUGUUUCUUUGUUUUGUUUAAUUCUCAUCUCUUUUGGCAGCAUCGUGAGCCUGUAGCUGAGUGUCUCGGAUUUUGAUGUGAUAUAAUCUACCCCAGGCAGAGGUUCUGUAAACUGUGCCAUCAGUGCUCUGGUCGUUGUUGACAUUUGUGCCUUCUGUUAUUGUGGUCUGACCAAGGCCUGGUCUUAUAGUCUCACUUUGUAAUGUUUAAUCACAGUGUCUUAAGCACAGUCAUAUUGACACGCCAGUGUACACUGUGUUUCCAGUCAGAUGUGGCUGUAGUUGCUUCAGUGUCAGCGCCAAGUGAUUGUGAUUUUUGCAUCACCAACAUUCUUAUAAAACCAGCCAGUAGAGGAACAGGUAAUUAGUUAAAUGUUGCUUUCUGUGGUGUGUGGUUUCCUAUAAAUAUAUAUAUAUCAAUAUAAAUAUAUGCUGCAUAUAUCCACAUAUUGUCCGGUUAAUCGAAUUGUUCUCUACACAGAACCACGUGUUCAUUUAUUUUGGUACCAAAUGUGGGUCUUCUCUUUCCACACCUUGUGUUCUGUGAACUUAUAUGGUUGUUGUUUUUAUUUAUUUGGUUCUAAGUCGACUUCCGUUGUCCCACAGGGUGGGAGAACUGUGCUGUGUUUUUAUUCUAAUAAAGGCACCAACAGACUGUGCGUCAUAAAAAUGCUCAGUCAAAUUCACCUUAAUAAACUUUAACAAUUUUCAUUUCUA